Messenger RNA from Lepidothrix coronata (blue-crowned manakin), 6673 nucleotides. Its product is annotated as guanine nucleotide exchange factor DBS-like. The transcript is spliced from 19 exons. Bases 1 to 2355 code for a protein of 784 amino acids. Gene Ontology annotation, cellular component: cytoplasm. The record is from RefSeq and is a predicted model, not a curated record. Gene Ontology annotation, molecular function: protein binding; guanyl-nucleotide exchange factor activity. Gene Ontology annotation, biological process: intracellular signal transduction. NCBI's taxonomy places the organism in Eukaryota, Metazoa, Chordata, Aves, Passeriformes, Pipridae.
AUGCGGCUGCGGGCGCCCCUUCGGGAGAACAAAGGCGGGGGCCGGCCGGGUCCGUCCCCGCACACCUCCCCCGCCGGGAGCUCCGCAGCCCGGACAAGAGCACAGGCAAAAAAUGACACUUUUCUAAGCUUUGCUUGGCGCAAAGGCGCGUUUGGAAAACGUUCGCUCUGCCUGUUUUGCCCAAAGCUUUUUCUCCCGCCGGUUUUCCCUAAGGAGUCCCCAAAAACUGCUCGGGAGGGCUGCUCGGGCACUAACGAGGCCGUGGGGGGAGCGGCUGCCCCGUUCCCGGGGGCGCGUCCCCGUGUUGCAACCCAGGGCUGCGCGGAGAAACUCCCAGCCGGAUUUGCGAGUUUCUUGGUCAUCAGAGGAACGAAUAACGCGGCUGCUCUUAGUUUAGAAAGCGGGAGGGGGAACGUGACGACGCCCGGCAGAGAUUCCCGCACCUCACCUCCAAGACUGGCCGGCGAGCUGCUUUCUCCUGCGCUUCCUUCCUCGGGGAAGAGGGACCGGCCGGGCCGCGCUCCCCGGCAGCAUAUGGGCUCCCGGGCCCGGAGCCACCGGCUCCGCCCCCUCCCCGCGCCCGGCCCGGGCUCCCUCCUCGGCUCGGGUGUCCCACUGAUUUUCCUUAAGGAGAUAGAAAAUUGUAUUGAAAACCCUGAGCUUCUUGCCCGAUGCUUUUUAAAAAGAAAAGAGGACCUCCAAAUAUAUGAAAAGUACUGUCAGAACAAACCAAGAUCUGAAGCUCUCUGGAGACAGUGUGGAGACAGCAUCUUUUUUCAGGAAUGUCAGCGUAAAUUGGAUCAUAAACUCUCACUAGAUGCUUAUCUCUUAAAGCCAGUCCAGAGAAUCACCAAGUAUCAGUUGCUGUUAAAGGAAAUGCUGAAGUGCAGCAAGAAUUCAGAGGGUACUGCUGAAUUGGAAGAAGCCCUGGCCACGAUGCUUGAUAUCAUCAAAUCAGUAAAUGAUUCCAUGCACCAGAUAGCAAUCACAGGAUAUGAGGGCGAUGUCAGUGAGCUUGGCAAGCUGUUGAUGCAGGGUUCCUUCAACGUGUGGACCGACCACAAGAAGGGGCACAACAAGGUGAAGGACUUGGCUAGAUUCAAACCAAUGCAGAGACACCUCUUCCUCUAUACAAAGAUGCUACUUUUCUGCAAGAAACGGGAGGAGAACACAGAUGGCCACGAGAAGACAGCUUCGUACAGCUUUAAAAAUUCAUUAAAGAUGAGCACUGUGGGCAUUACAGAAAAUGUGAAAGGGGAUAACAAGAAGUUUGAGAUCUGGUAUAAUGGCAGAGAAGAGGUCUAUAUCAUUCAGGCAUCUUCCGUUGAGCUGAAAAACACCUGGAUUUCAGAGAUUCGCAAAGUCCUGACAGGACAACUGGAAGCGUGUAGAGAAGCAAGUCAACUGCACCAAAGAAUCACUGAGAGUGUAUACCAUGCACCGAUGGAUUCCAAUGCAAGCAGGUAUAGCAGGAAGUCAUCAAGUAUUUAUGAAAACAAAUCUGAGACAUCAAACGUGGAAGCAUCUAACAAUAAAAACAGGAAUUCCAGUCCCAGCGCCAAACAAAAGAGAGUUGAUGCUUCCACCAGCCUUAACCUUGAGCGCACAGCGCUUGCUAGAAAGCGAUUCACAUUGCAAGGUCUUUCCAACCGCAGAGCUCCACCCAAAGAUCCAGAGUCUAAGGACAGAGAAGUUACCCGUCGCUUUUCCCUUGCCUCCUCCAUCAGCACCACAGUUAAUGCUUCUGCUGUGACCAAAGGUCCCCUUGUUCCUGCAGUUAAAGUCAAGAGACAUGAAAUAAAGAGUGACCCAACUCCCCUGGGGUUUGAAGAUGCUUUUGAGAACACCAUAUUGGCCCAGACUAACUCUAAUACCGGUUCCACCAUGAGAUCCGUACCUAGAUCUGCUUCACAGACAGGUUGGCCCAGCAGGCAAAUGCCUUCUCUAGACACAUUUGAAGAUUUUGAAGCCAUCCCUUCCAGUAUGGAUGAACUCUCGAACUCCUCUGACUUGGAGGAAGAGACCAACCCUAAUAAUGGGAGCAAUCUUUUUCGGGUGGAAGGCAGCUUUGACAGCUGUUUCCCGGAUUCUCUGACUCUCGAGGAUGGAGAUUUGGUGCAGUUUGUGCAGGAAGGAGAGAACGGUCAAUGGUUAGUGAAGAAACUGGUCUCUGAGAAAAGUGACUGGGUUCCUUCCAGUAUAUUGCAGCCAGCAGAGGGGGACAGUAACAACAUAAUUAAGAACAGCAAUGCAGACAUGUACAACGAUUCCUGCAGUACAGCCUCAGUAGAGUCAGACACGAAGGAAAGUGAGGUGGCCAAAAGCUUCCCAGCAGAACAGAGGGCUGGCAGCUGAACAGCAGGACCAGCCUUCCUCAGGACCCCAUCCAUCUGUCUUUAUUUUGGGUGGACACUGGAUCAAAGUUGCCUUUCUCACAAGCUCUGAGGUUCACAAUUCACUAAAACUUUAUCACCAUGAACAGACGAGAACUGUGCUGUCCACCUGGCAAGCUGGAAAAAACAAACUUGAAAGGAGCAUUAAACAUCCAGAAAACAUCAAACCUACCUUCAGUGUUAGAGGAGAAAAAUGCUUCUUGCAUUGGUUAUCAAACUGUUUCAGAAGAUGUGGCCUAAAUUAGGUCGACAGCAGAGCUGAAGAGUUUCUAUGCACGCACCUUUUGGCAACUUUGCUUGAGCACCACGUCACUGCACGGGGCACGGGAUGGUUACGAGUUCUUGCUCACCUGGACGUUUUUCCAUUUGCUUGCCUCUGGCUGUGCCUUCCCUGUCCUCCUUAAUUCCAGCUGAUACGUCAUCACAAACGUGCCCUUUUUGCUAUGGUCAACACCAAAACCAUCCAAUUUUAGGGUGGCUGGGGAAAGGAACCUUCUGACUGGGACCAUCAGAGAGGCUCCGCGCAGCAGUGACGUGACUCCCUCGCGAUGGCACUGCUGCACACAGCAUUCCACAGCUUGGAAUGAUGCAGGUGGCAGCUCCUGGCUAUGACACGGAGGUGCAGGGCUUAGCAGGGAAGUAAAGAUAUGUAACAGCUACUGUGACAAAGAACAUUUUGAACUGUUUUACAAUCUUAGUCAUUCCUCUGCCCCCUCUGCAGUCCUGGUUGCUGGAUCACAACUCUUUGCAUUUGGUGCCAAGAAUUCAAUUGAAUGCCAUUUACUGUCACAUGUUUGAGUAGACUGCAUGCUUUCCUCGUGUGCUGGGCUAUGAGUAGAUACAUUUCACCCCCCAUUUGGAAUAUACUUAAGCAUUGCAAAUAGGCAGUGAGCAUUAGAAUGGAUAAAGUGUUGUUGUUAAAUACUUCUUUCCAGGACAUUUGAUUAAAGGACUGUACCAAAUCUCUGCCACAUAAGGAUGUAAUGUAUAAUAUAAAGUGAUUAGAGAUGUUAUUAUUCCUAUACAAGCCAUUAGCUCAUUUAGAGCAGCUGUUAAGGCAUGAAGGCAUUUUGAUGGUAAUUGGGUCUUAGGUCCCACAAAAGCUGCUAAUACUGUAGUAAAGAUAAGUAUUGACUAGGUUUGCAAACAGGCAAAGAUCAAUCUGGUAAAAAUGAUCCUAGAAGAAGCUCAAGAGUGAGUGAGUGGCUUUCACUCUUAGGGAUGUUUUGUUGAACCCUCAGUGGUGCUUUAUGUAAAUAACAAAGGGGACGAAAGCACUAAAAAUGGAGACAAAGCAAAACCAAAACCCACUCUUUACUAACUGAGGCUCUGAGCAAAACAGUAGGUGUCUGUCUCACCUCUGCUAUCACCGUUGCAGGGACCUGAAUGUUUUUCUUUCUGUCUCAGUGGAGGCUGGUGUUGCAAAUAUCUUAGUGUGUGAGUCAGGAUAGCUGUGACACAGGUAGAUAGUCCCAUUCGAGUAGGUAAAGGCUUAUUCAGAUUUUUUUUGCCUGUGAAGCCAUUGCUUGAUUAUGAUUUGCACUGUGGUGAUUAAUUCCCAUGGCUCUUCUAACCCUCCAUAUCUGAUCCCUGUGAUUUUGGACAUUUUCCGUUCACGACUAAAGGACCUGAGAGUUCUGUAUCUUUUUGGAAAAUGAUUUUGUCCUAUAGAGAGUGGAGCUUACCUGUUUUCUGCUGGUCACUUACCUCAGAAAUGACACAUAGGCUCUCAGGAACAUGAAUCCUCUUGGUCUACAGUAGUUCUCAGCAUCUUAAGGGAAGAAUUCAUUCCUUUCAGGAAUGAAACAUGUGGUGAUGUUUUCUUGUAGUACAAUUCCUUUAUCCUCUCCCUAAAAUGAGCCCAUUCUGGUUUCAGUAAUUUUUGCAGUGCUGCUGUCUACUCCUGCCCUAAGCAGAGGAGAGGGAAGGGUAGGGAGCAUUGAUUGCAUAUUAAUAAGUACAGUAAGCUUUUGUGUGAGGGAGAGAGAGAUGGGGAAGGGUUAUCCUGGGUAUAUGAAACUGCCAAAAUGAAGAUUUGUGACAUUGCUGAGAGAUGGAAUGAUGAAAACCUGCACUUUGGAGUUUUCUUUUUGAGGAAUCUCAUUCUUAUGGUGAAAUGGCAGUGGGAAGUCUCUGUUUGAUCUGAGGAUGAGAAAUCAGAUACUGCCAGUCCCUUUCCUACCUCUGCUGUGAGCAGGAUGACAGUGUGCAAGUCCUAUAUCCCCUAUAUCCCUGCAACCCUCCUGUAAAAUGGGAGCUAUUGAAUUUCCCUCCUGUUGAAUUAUGAUGCUAAAUUUUACCAUGUAUGCAAAAACUGGGGACCCUUCAGGGGAAAGCGAAGCUUUGAACCCCAUAUGUCCCACUGUGCCCUCCAUGAGUGCCAGUGGCAGCACCCUGUGGAGCAGCCUAGAGCUGGAGCAGGGAAGAGGAUUGCUGAUGAAAUGUCUCCUCUCCCAGCUCACCAUCUCAUUGUGACAACUGCAAAGGUAUGGGCUGGAUUAUCACAGUUCUCCUCCCUACUUUGCUUUUGAAAACAUUUUUUUUUCCCCUAAAAAAUGUUUUAUCCUGCUAGACCAAAGUUUGAGUCACUCCUGCUCCACAAGUGUCCUGAGGAUGACAGGUAACUCUCUGCCCCACUGCCACUCAGCAGUGGCACAGCACUCUGCUCCUUGGGAGCUGACUGUGCCACAGCUACUCAGACACGCUGAACCUGAGCAGGGAGCCCACAACUAUUAAUUGUGUCUUUAACCCUCCAGCAGUGCUGGUGAGCCAGAGGCAGUUCCUUGUUCCUGUCUCCACGUUCCAAACCCAGAGCACACAGCAGCCCUGGCAGCUGCUGCUGGGCAGUGACCAGGCCCUCUGUCAGGGAGACAGGGUUUGAUUUGAGAAAGAACAAAGUUCAGGGACAGAUCAGGCUGCUGACAAGUCCAGGAGCAGCCCAUAAAAAGUAACCCUCUGGCUUUGCUGAUGAGACAAAAUGGGUUUUGAUGACUUUUUGUUUUGUUUUGUUUUGUUUUGUUUUUAAAGGGUAGACAGGAUAGUCUUUUAAUUAGUGUAUUUCUGUCAAGCAAGGUGAUAAUUAAGGGAAUGGCUUUCCAUGUACAGUCUAGAUUAUGAUCUGGUAAUGUCCAGCAAGACUAAUGCCUAUGUUAAGGUACACUCUGUAUGUAGGCCUUUGACCCUAUCCUUUUCAGGUAGACACACCUAAAAAUCAUAGUUUUCAAAUAUGGAUUUCAUUUCAGUGUUGUUUGGAGAUUAGAUAGUGACCAGAAAGUAAUUUAAAAGUAACAGCUGCCACUAAGUUUUGGUCGUAGAAGACACAAGAUCCCAGGUAAAUCUGGGCUGUAGCAGCACUUGUGGCUGAGCAGUGCCCUUGCUGCUGGACCAGUGAGUCCGUGCCAGUUGCCUGCUCUGCUCUCUGGGGCUGUGCUGGUGAGCCCUGCCCUCUGGGCUCAGGGUCCCCUCUGCUCUGCUGCUCUUCUGUGAAACUUGCAGGAACUUCACAUCCUCAGAACUGCCCUCUGCUCAGGCAGCUGCAGGUGGGCAGCACAGUCCUUCCUCACCAGCGGCAAAGAGCCGGGCAGUUGCCAUGACACACAAGUCUUGAUUUUAGUAAACCAGGUUAACAUUUAAUCAGGGCUCAUCCUUUCCUCUCACCUUGAGCCCCACAGGGUGGAGAAUCACACUAAUGGUCGUUGUCUUGAUCAUAAACAGCUGCAGCCAAACCACCACAUCUGAGCUCUGGCUCUUCUUGCCAGUGACAGCAAAGCUGUGUGUGUGUGUCUUAUGUUCUGGUUGUGUGUGUGAUGAAAAGCCAUUUUAUUAUCUAUGAUUUUCUUAGACUCUUGAUAUUUCAAACAGGAUUGGGUAUGAGAAAGGCUAUGUGCUUCCUUUCCAAAAAUAUACUCAAAGACUUCAAAUAUAUAUAUGAUUAGAAAUAUAUAAGAAUAAGAAGAAAAAAGAGCCAAAAUGUGUAUUUCUUCUUGCAGCUGGAGCUGAAAUAGCUGCUAAGAUUUCCUCUCCCCAGCUGAGAAUUGGUACAGUUUGUUUUUCUUACAUGAUUUCCAUGGUGUUGAUAAUGAUGUAUUUGUAUAUUGUGACUGAUGAGAGAUAAUCAGACAGGGAAAGAGCACAGAAUUACCUGUCCUUUUUUCCAGUCAAGACAGAAUGUAUGAAUUUAUUACAAGAAAAAAGUGUGCAAAUGAACUUCCUGUAAUUAGGCCAUUCUGACCUGUGUAGAACCACACUUUGUUUGAAAUUUAUAAAAAUUAUAACUAGUA